GUAUAUAACCAGGCCAGCAGGCACGCAAGCGAUCAUCUCUGUUCCAAAGUGACCACCACGAAAGUGACACUAUACAAGUAAAAGUGAACAAUUUAAAAAGUUAAUCAUUACCACAUCACGAUACAAAAUGAAUGCAAAAAUAAUCGUCUUCAUUUCUCUUUGCACCUUUGCAAUUAUGCAAAGUACCCUGGCUGCAAAAAAGGAUUCUUGCGUACUGCCCGUGGAAUCUGGAAGAUGCAGAAUGUAUCUUGAAAGAUAUGCUUACAACCCUGACACCAAUGAUUGCGAAAUGUUUGUCUUUGGAGGUUGUACAAAAAAUGCGAACCAUUUUAUGACCUACAAGGAUUGCUUAGCUGCUUGUAAAGGAGUUGAACCUGAGUCGUGUGGGAAGUGAGUGCAUGUUUUUAAUCGCUAGCUUCUCAGGUGCCCUUCGAUUUCAUUAAUUUGGAAAAUUUACAAUGGAUUUAUUACUAAUUAUUAAAAAUGCAUAUAUAUAUUGUCGUCAUUCAUAAUAAGUAAUUAGAGACAAUUGUGAGCCAUAAAAUUUUUGUAAGCGUUUUAGGAUAACAAAGUAUAAACGCUGCCUCACGAUUGCUAGUCAUUAUAUUUUAACUUUUUAUAAUAUAAUUUACUAUUCUUUAUAUUAUAUCUUUAUUAGGUUUAGUAAUAAUUUAAUUACUUCUGUACCAGAUUUAUGAUGUAGUUUUGUAAUAAAUGUAAAUUUGUUAUAAUUUAAA
This is a messenger RNA of Belonocnema kinseyi, 737 nucleotides long. RefSeq names its product kappaPI-actitoxin-Avd3c-like. The transcript has 3 exons. The record is from RefSeq and is a predicted model, not a curated record. The coding region runs from base 128 to 394 and encodes 88 amino acids. Gene Ontology annotation, molecular function: serine-type endopeptidase inhibitor activity. NCBI's taxonomy places the organism in Eukaryota, Metazoa, Arthropoda, Insecta, Hymenoptera, Cynipidae.